AUGACCCCCCGCGAGCAGGUUCUACGUCUCCGGCGUACCGAUGCCGAAGGACAGUACCUCUUGGUAAGCGUCUCUCAAGCAGGGUCAAAAUCAUUGGAUUUAAAGCUCGUCGCUUCAGAAGGCGAGCACGUCUACCCCACGAAUAUCAGAGAGACCAACGUCAAGUCGUUACAAGCGAGCAACUAUAGCGGCAGCCUCGAAGAGUGGAAGACUAUCCUGAAAUGUGCACUGCUCCAUGACUUUUCGGAUGGACAACGAACUGAUUUGCAAGGAGUGGAGUCUGUGGCUGCUAUCAGCGGCGACAAACUGACAAUUACGAUCCGGAAGAACAUCAGCGGGAUCACGCAGCGUCUUGGCUCGAUCAGAUUGCAGCAGAACGAGGAAGAAGAAGCGAGCCUUUUCGACUGGGCCUGCACUGCUGUGACGAUAGCAGACAGCCUCCGCGAGCAGAUGACUGCGUUGCAAACAUCGGCAGCCUCCCACCAAGAGCAGGUGGCGAAGUUGAAUCGCCAACUGGAUGACCUUGUGCAGGCGAAGAAAGCGCACGAAGAGGAGCUUCUUAAGAAGUUCGCUGUAUUGAUCAAUGAGAAGAAGCUCAAGAUUCGCCAGCAGCAGAGAUUGCUUGCCAAG
Baudoinia panamericana UAMH 10762 is the source of this 630-nucleotide messenger RNA. RefSeq lists its product as uncharacterized. The transcript has a single exon. Gene Ontology annotation, cellular component: nucleus. Lineage: Eukaryota; Fungi; Ascomycota; Dothideomycetes; Mycosphaerellales; Teratosphaeriaceae. The annotation marks the transcript as partial. The record is from RefSeq and is a predicted model, not a curated record. Gene Ontology annotation, molecular function: DNA binding. Gene Ontology annotation, biological process: double-strand break repair; DNA recombination.